This is a messenger RNA of Branchiostoma floridae (Florida lancelet), 6224 nucleotides long. RefSeq names its product forkhead box protein O3-like. The record is from RefSeq and is a predicted model, not a curated record. The transcript has 2 exons. Lineage: Eukaryota; Metazoa; Chordata; Leptocardii; Amphioxiformes; Branchiostomatidae. Gene Ontology annotation, cellular component: nucleus. Gene Ontology annotation, molecular function: RNA polymerase II cis-regulatory region sequence-specific DNA binding; DNA-binding transcription factor activity, RNA polymerase II-specific. Gene Ontology annotation, biological process: regulation of transcription by RNA polymerase II. Bases 273 to 2333 code for a protein of 686 amino acids.
CAAUCUCCUACGUCAUAUUCCGCCUGGAAAGCUCGGAAAUGUGAGGGGCUCGCAGUGUAUGUGUGUGCUCCUUUCCACCGACGUAUAUAUGUGUCUUAGAACCUCUUAAACUCCGCGAUUCCUUCUUGUCACGGAUCCUAAAGUCUCGAGGAUCGUUUUGGAAGUGUUGGCGGUGAGUUGGGAGGUAUAGCGCCGGAUGUGUGACGAGGAUCAGUGCGGGUAAAAAUCGUUUCGAGUUGUGCCGGGGUUGCAGUGUGCAGGGAGAGAGAAAAAUGGAUAUGGAGGACCCUCAGCUCGAGAUCGACCCCGAUUUUGAACCCCAGAGCAGGCCACGCUCGUGUACGUGGCCCCUCCCCCGACCGGAGGUUUGCACCAACGAAAGCAAGACCGAAGGUAGCCCGGAAAAUGAACAAACUACAACGGGAGAAGGAGGAGGAAUCGAGCCCAAAACCGAAGCGGGCACGGUGCCAGGGCUCGCCGCCGAGCCGACAGCUCCGGUUGCCGCGGCACCGACCACCGUAGACGCCACGAGUCUGCAAGCGGAGCUGCAGGCGCCACAGCCCAAGAAGAGCUCGCGACGGAACGCGUGGGGGAAUUUGUCGUACGCAGACUUGAUCACGAAGGCGAUCCAGAGCUCGCCAGAAGGCCGGCUCACCCUCUCCCAGAUCUACGACUGGAUGGUGCGAUGUGUUCCGUACUUCAGGGACAAGGGAGACUCCAACAGCUCUGCAGGAUGGAAGAACUCCAUCAGACACAACCUGUCUCUGCAUAGUCGCUUCAUCAGGGUGCAGAAUGAGGGUACAGGCAAGAGCUCCUGGUGGAUGCUCAACCCCGACGCCAAAGGCGGGAAGUCCCCGCGCAGAAGGGCCUCCAGCAUGGACACCAACAACUCGAAAUACGAGAAGAAGCGCGGUCGUGCCAAGAAGAAGGCUCAGGAGGCUCGGGAAGCCGCCGCAGCGGCCAACGCGGGUAGCCCCACCGGAAAGUGGCCUGGGAGUCCGCAGGACUCCAAGUCGGAAGGCGGCACUCCCAGCGGCGACGGGAACCUCAGCGCGUCCACAGCCUCUCCGCUGUCUUUCAACAUUUCCGACUUCAGGCAGAGGACGAGCUCGAACGCGAGCAGUUUGAGCGGUCGCCUCUCGCCGAUCAUGGGCCCCGAUCUGGACGACGACAACCAGGUGCCGCCGAUGUCCCCUGGUUGGUCCGACUUCGGCAGCAACAACAACCUGUCGUACGGGACGUCCGACUUCCUCAACCAGUCCACCGAUCAGCUCACCCAGUCCCUCCAACAAACCAUGAAGCUGAAUUCUCCGGACCAGCUCCUGGGUGAUAGCGGUCUGAGCGGCAUGAGCUCUAUGGACAGUGUUGGGAGUCUUGGACUCGGCGGGUUCGAUUCCCAGCCCGACCCGUUCAUGAGAAGGUGCCACAGCGUUGGUAGCAGGGCGCAGCUCCCCUCCCCCAGAAGGCAGAACACGGGAUACAGCACCCCGCCCCCAUCCUUCAAGAGCCCGUUCUCGCCGGUCCAGGUCCCGCAGCCAGCCCACAGUCCCAACCAACAGCAAGGCAGUCUUCCCAGCGUCAACGCACCUCAGCAAGACCCUACGCAGUUCAGCUUGCAGCAGCUCUCGGACGUCAUGCUGACGCAGACCGACCCCAUCCUGACCUCCGGCGACCCCGUCAUGUCCAGCGGGGACCCGCUCAUCUCCCAGGGCAACCUGAUGCUCCGACAGGACCCCAUGAUGUCCGGCUGUCCCGACCAGGGCAGCCAGCUCAGCAGCCUCCUGCAGGGCACCGGGAUGAGCUACGCCUUCCGACAACAACAACAACAACAGCUACAACAACAACAGCAGCAGCAGCAACAACCACAACAACAACCACAGCAGCAGAAUUAUAACCUCGGCUGUGCCUUAAACCAGAUGCUGGGGGGGAACAUGGGUAUCAUGGCGGGACAGUUGGCUCCGACACAACAACAGCAGCAGACCCCCCUCCCACAGAUCUCUACCUUCGGCAUGAUGCACCAGCAGAGCCCUGCGUCCCUACACCAGCAGGCCAUGGCAAACUCCCAAGCCAACCAGCUCCUCUCCAUGCAUCAGGAGAAGUUCCCCUCCGACCUGGAGCUGGAUAUGUUCAGCGGUGGUCUGGAGUGCGAUAUGGACUCUAUCAUCAAUACCGAGCUGAUGGAGGAUGGUGGCCUUGAGUUCAACUUCCAGCAGGACCCCAACAACCAGAUGGGGUCGUGCGCGCCUACCUCUGCGGGAAUGACCCAGUCGAUGACGAUGUCACAGACGCAAACCAACGCGGGAAGGUUAGGUUACCGAGAGACCGUGAUCUAACGGACUCAUGUAGCGAUAGAGUGUUAUGAAGAGUGCGACUGUGAUUGCAGGUAGUAGGUAGAUACCCUCCCCGAUAUCUUAUUGGUUGAUUCUAAGUUGGGUCAAAGGUCACAACUGAUUCAAAUUCCAUAGUUUUCUUUCGACAAAAUGAAUAUUUAGUUUCAUGGCAACGGAUUGAAUACCUAUCAUUUUUGAGGGGGGAGCAUUCAGAUUGUUCUACUUCUAGUUAUUCCAGAUUCAGUUGGGAUAUUUUAAACUAGUUUUUAUGUGAGUUUUUGUUUUGUCUUCAGGUAUGUUCGAAUGACCUCUGACCCAAAAUGGCAUCCGCCAAUCCAUAAACUAAGGUGCUUGGGUAGUCGUGACUGUAAAAUCAGUUGCUGUCAGUGUCUUGUUUUUGUAAACCUGUCACAGGAAAAAAAAAAAGAAUGAUGUAGUCAAAGACUUUUCCACCUUUUCUAUUUUUAACCACCAGAAACUAAAGGGCAAAUGAUAUUUGUAAAGUGUACAUGUAAUUUGCGAAGUGUUGGAUAUUAAGCAUCACUCAACAUGCACACGUUUCUAGGCAUGUUGGUAAAGAAGCUUAGUCUUUGUGGUAUCUACAAUUGUGCAAAACAGUAAUUGGACCGAUUUGUGGCUUUAGUAUUAUGCAGAUCAAGAUAUAUAGAAUUCAAAAGUCCUCGGAAUGUCAGAGAAGUAUGCUUUCUAUAAAGAUUAGGAACAUUUAGAUUAUGUUAAUCUUUUGCAACGACUAGUCAGCCUUGCAGUGAAAGUAGCUAUCAAUUGUAUUUGCAGUUUGAAUUUUUGCAUCAGUACUAGUAUUUGGUUAGGUUUGCUUCUUUCUUCAAUCUUGACUUUAGCAACUGUUAGAUUCUUGCAUGUAAUCCCAAGAUUUUGACCAGAAAAUAAUGAGACUGUGGAAAAUAUUUGGUUCCUGAAACAUAUCGUUUGUGCUUUGGACAUGGCCAGUCAUAGAUUUUGAAGAAGCGACGGUUUUAACUGAAAUUUCAUAGUCGGUCAUUUGUUUUUCGUUCUCUUUUUGUGGGCUUUUUUUUCCGCUAUUUGCUUGCUAUAAAUGGUGAUAAAAUUUUCGAGAAGAAAACCUACGCAACCGAGAUGCCUUUUUUUCUUUAUCAUAUUUUUACCUGUUAAGCAAAUUAGGUUCACCGGGAGAGCAUGGAAAAUCAUUCCAUAAUCUUUGGAGAAUUUAUAACCAUAUUGUUCAGUAAUUUUAGCAAAAAAACAAUUUUUCAGAUGACAAAGGUUUGUGGUUGUUAGAGGCAAAAUUUGGCAAAGAUCUUUCAUGAGUAAGAGGGCUUUUUGUGUAUGUGUUUCUUUGGAUCCCUCCAGAUGAUUUUUAACCAGGGGAUUUUGUGCGAUCGGGUCUUUCAACUGUACAUUUGCUACAAACCUUCUCUACGGAAACAAAAGUCAACGCUCUGCAUGUCGGCAAGUUUUAAAGAUGUUUUUGAUUGUAGUCUUGUGUACUAUCAGCUCUUGACAGACAUUUAAGAUUCUGAUAUCGUUUCAAGCAACUGUGGUUUUGAGAGCCAGUGGUCUCUAAUUUCUAGAGUUGCUGUUUCCAUGUGUGCGUGUUUGGACUCGAGCUAUGUCGUUGUAAGAAAGGAGUUUCCAACAGUUUCCGCCAAGCGCUGCAUUUGUUAUUGUGAGGGCAAAUCAAAGGGUCGCGAGGAAACGCGAUCAGCCAGGAAUCUGUGAUAAACACUCUGCCUGUAUCUUAGCCCAAGCAGAUGGUAGGUCAGAGGUCACAGCACUUGCUAGGAGGAAACAUAGCAGCAGAUUUGCACUGCUAGGAGGAAAGAUAGCAGCAGAUUUGUAUCAUAUCAGGAUGUACAUGUGCAGAACUUUGGCUUUAUUGUGAAAAAAGAAAAGACUUAAGAGGUGCUCCGAAUGUAUAUAGUCCCACAAAAGACUGAUGAUGUGUUUUUACACUGUAAUUUGAUAAAAGAAAAUUAGACAUGUAGGUUUGGAUGAAAACCUGACUGAAAAAUUGUUUUACUGAAGUGUGCAUAUUGUUGUGAAUCUGUUAGUUGUUUACACGUGCCAUUCUUAUGUUUGGUUUAGGAUAGAUUGUGUUUAGUCCGAACGUCUGCACCUAGGUGGUCAUUCUCAUGUUUAUUGAGAAAGAGUCGAAGAAGGAAUGGAAUUUUUUUUUUGUAGAAUGAAGCAAAUGCCAAAUUAUUUUGAGUGUUUGCUGGAAAUGAUUAAAUAAACAGGCAAACUUAGUCUGUUUCAUCAACGGUUCAUACCAAUAUGCACAAACUCUCCACAAUUAGACGUACAAUAGAUCAGAAGGAAAGUAUGUGUAGUUUAGGCUUUUAGCAAGAAUCCAGGCAAAAAUGAGAAAAAGAAAUUAGAAAAAAAAGAUGGAGCUGAAAAGGAAGACCAGUCCAUCAUCAGAUUGGAAUUAUGUUGAUUUGCAUUGUAAAUAAUGUAUAAAUAUAUUUUGUAUGAAAGCUUAUAAUCAAGUUGGAUUUUUCUGCAGCUUUUGACAGUUUGAAACUUUGAAUCAGUGUGUCCAGUUGUGUACUAGGUGCUCAGCUUUUUUUUUCUUGAAUAACCAAGUUCAUAUCAUAUGAAACUGUUUUCCCUACAAACUAUCCACAGCUGUGCUUGAGAUUCGGUGCUAACAAUUCACCAUGGCACAAAUUUUAAAACAGAAAGACAAACCGAAAGAUGAAAACCAGGGGUUUUGAAAGAAAGUUUGGAAUUUGGAUGUUUGAAAACAUCCUCUACCUCAACGAUGAAGAAAAAGACAUUCAAGGUGCUAUGCGAAUUUCAGUUGUAUUCCAUGCUAUUUGUUAUCGUUCUGUUUCAAAUUUCUUUGUCCCAUCAGUUUUCGGGGAUUGGUUUACAGAAAGAAAUAUGAAAGAAAGCACAGCUUUAUAAGCCAACCGUUUCUCGAGUUUGAAAACUCGCCGGUAUCAGAAAAAUGUGAGGGAAACCGAAGUUUGGAAAUGGGAAAAUAGCUUUUGUAUGGAAGAAUUUUAUGACUAGUUUCACCACUUUAAACCCUAUGGGAACAGUAACUGACACUGACUGCUGUGAGGAUUUUGAUUGACAAGUACAUUGGACAACAUGUUUUGAUGUUGUGUACUCCUCUUUUUAUACUGGAAGUUUUGUGUCCUGAAAGUGGCCAAAAUGACAAUGGAUUGAAAAGUUGAUAGUCCUAGGACAAACAAAAAAAUGUAAAUAUUAAUACGUCAGGUUAAAUCUUGGUGCCAGUGCUUAUGAUAUCUUUACAUACAUGUAAAUCUCCGGCUAUUCUACUAAUCAAUAUUUUUGCAUAAAGAUUUCAUAAUUCGGGAGAGAACACCUUGUAGUAGUCCUUUGACGUGCUAUCUCUGGGACGGUGUGACAAAAGUAUAUUUUUGUUAAUUCUUACCAGAAUUGUAGAGAGAGGGAAAGAGAGAGAGAGAAAAAGAAGAGUUGUUACGAUCUGGAACGUUUUAUCUGCUGCUUUUUCGAAAUGUUUAACAGCACUCAUUAUGUACGAAGUGUUCGUGUAAAAAGACGCAGAUAUAACACACAACUGCAAUUUGUGCCACAAUUAACGUACCUUUAAUUAAACAAGACUCUAGUUAAUUAACACAUUACCUUGAUGCAUGUUUUCUCCUUUUUAUGUAGAGUAUCCCAUUUUAGUUACCUAAGAUAAAAAAAAAGAGUUGACGAAUUUUUGUAUUGUUGUAAUUUUGCUGACCUAGCCUUGAUAAGUUUUUGAUUGUAAUAAGAGUAGUUGAUAGGAGAAAGUGGAAACCUUGUACAUAAUUGCUUUCUUACCUGAUAUGUGUAAUUUACCACCACCUGCUGGGUGGCAGACAGACUGAACGUGUCAUUCAUGAAUAUUCAUCUAUUAAAGACAUGAAGAUGUCA